AUGGGAAAAUACAGCAUAGGCGCCAUUAUAUGGGCGUACCGUUCCACCAUCAUAAUGAUAGCUACACCGCUACUUCUUUCACCAAUUCCAAUAUACUUCAACGUGGCGGAACCUUUGUAUUGGCGGGAAGCUAACUGUGCCUACAUCCUGGCAAUUAUGGCAGUGUAUUGGGUGACAGAAGUGAUUCCUCUGGCUGCCACAGCGCUCUUCCCCAUAGUCUUCAUGCCAAUCUUCUCUGUCAACACGUCCGCCAGAAUAUGUUCACAAUAUCUCAAGGACACUAACAUGCUAUUUUUUGGAGGGCUCAUGGUUGCUGUCGCAAUUGAAAAGUGGAACCUCCACCGUCGCAUUGCGUUAGGAGUUCUCAUGUUAGUGGGUACAACAUCGCGAUGGCUUAUGUUGGGGUUCAUGCUCCCUACUUGGUUCUUAUCAAUGUGGAUCAGCAAUACAGCCACGACGGCCAUGAUGGUUCCGAUAGUUCAAGCUGUACUGCUGCAACUCAAGGAAACGACAACGAAAAAUAUUGAAGGAUAUGAUAACCCUGCACUAGAAAACGAUCCAGAAAAUGUUGACAGUACAAUUACAGAAGCUAACGGGAAGCCAACUGAUGCCAGUGGCGAUGAUUUAGAGGGGAAUGGCGCCGGGCAGGAGGAGGACCCUGUAUAUACCAGGCUGAGCAAAGGCAUGUACCUGUGUAUAGCGUACUCGGCCACCAUUGGCGGCUUGUCCACUCUUGCUGGCACCAUACCAAACCUGGUGAUGAAAGGACAGGUGGACAUAUUGUUUGAAAAAUACAACGACGACACCCACACAAAACUAACUUUUGGUACUUGGAUGGUGUUCGCUCUCCCGACAUCAGCAAUCUGUCUUGUUAUAGCAUGGCUUUGGCUCCAGUUACUUUUCCUGACCAAUUUUGGCUGUUGCAAAACUAAGUCCAGAGCCCAAGACUACACACAAAGGGCAGACGAGAAAGAAAAACAGACACGGGUGAAAUCAGCGAUGCGUAAAGAAUGGAAGAAGAUGGGGCGGUUGACGCUUGCCGAAUUAUUGCUGGUGAUAAUGUUAGUGAUCCUCGCUGCCCUGUGGUUGUCACGUUCUCCAGGUCAGGUAGAUGGAUGGGGAAGCCUGUUCAAAGCCAAAUAUGUAUCUGACGCAACUCCAGCCAUUUUAAUUUCGCUCCUCCUAUUCAUGUUGCCAUCCGAAGGACUGUGGUGCUUCUCCAAUAAUAAAGAUGAGAGAAAACCUGGUCCUAGCCCGGCUCUUCUAGACUGGAAAACGGUGGAGAAGAAUUUCCCGUGGGGAGUGGUCAUUCUGCUGGGUGGAGGCUUUGCUUUGGCGGACUCUGCCAAGGAAUCCGGUCUGUCUGAUCUCGUUGGAAAAGCAUUUGAAAGCUUCCGGGGUAUCAACCCAGUUGUGUUGGCCAUUAUUAUAGGUGCAGUGGUCGCAGGUGCGACAGAAGUGACCAGCAACACGGCCACCGCCACCUUACUUAUACCUAUCAUUGGGGAACUGGCUAUAGCCAUAGGAGUACACCCUCUGUAUCUAAUACUACCGACGACACUGGCGACAUCUUUUGCCUUCAUGCUGCCAGUUGCCACACCGCCGAAUGCUAUUGUGUUUGCGUACGGGGCGCUCAGAGUGGUGGACAUGGUUCUUGCGGGUAUUGGAAUGAACAUCAUAUGUCUUGGUGUGGUGGCAUUGGCCCUGAACACGUGGGGCACAGCGUGGUUUCAGCUGGAUGUGCUGCCGGCGUUCAUGCAGAAUGCGACAAUUAUCUCAACUACCACAAUCUUACCAAACUCAACUGUGGCGCUUCCUUUGAAUUGCACCUGUCCACCGUAAAUACUAGAUAUGAGCUGUAGCAGCGCUUGUGUUUUAUAUUUAAAUGGAAGCAAAUAUUCAUAAAUUUUAAUUGUUCAAUAUAUCAGAUUAAAUUAGAUUUUACAAACCCAUCAGUCCACUAAACAUCGAUGGAAUAAUAUUGGCAAUUUAAGAAACUUGCAGAUAUUUAUACCUUACAGAAUGUAUUAGUUUUAUUAAAGCAACAUUUUAUUUCCAAAGCGAUUCAACAACUAACCUAAAAUAGGUUGAAACGUGCCUUUAUCCUCCUUCCCUUUUUCUUUUAUUUAUAUAGUCUUCAUGCCAAACGAAACCUCUAAGUCUAUUUAUUUAUCAAGAUGUUUGUCGUAUGUUUUGUCAGUGGGCAGGCAGGGUAUCGAUACUUUCGUUCAAGAAAUAUGUACUGUUAUUAUAAGAAAGGGGUUAGAUAUUACAUUUUAUAAUACUGUGAUGCUUAGGCAAGUAUAAAUUAAGAUUUGCUUUUUUUGUAUUAUGAAAUUGGAAAUGAUGAUGUCAAUGUCAUCAAAAUCUGUAUGAUAUAAAUAACGUCAUGCGCUGGGAAGCAAAGAAAAUUGCUUGGAUUCCAUAUGAAUGGCGUCUGGAGCUUCUUGCAAUAUAUUAUCCAAGAUGACCUCCAUUAGCAAGACCUCAUUUUCUUCAAAUAAAAUUAUCCCAGUGCUGAAGCAAGUCAAACUAAGGAAGUAAAUUGAUUACUUGGUAUUUUAUUCGCUCUGAUUUAUACAACCAUUGAAACCAUGAUUGAAUUCUCAGUCCAAUUUGCAUGCAUGCUUAGUUUUUCAACUUGAAGAUUUAACUUAGCAAACCUUUUGGACUAGGCUGCUAUGUUAACUAUGUUAACUGUACAGAAACAUUCAGCAAAGGAGAAAAAAUAGCUGUAAAAAACUUCCAAAGCCAUCUCAUCCAUUAAAUUUGUAAAUUCGGUUUUAGUGUACAGAUAUUAUUGUAAUGGUAUCCUGUGUAGUACAAACCAUCAUAGGAGUGGAACACAAUAAUCUUAACACACUGUAGUACCAUGGGAAAGAUAAGACAUCAGAAAUAACCUAACCAGGCAUAAAUUUUAACACGACCAUUUUACUGGCCCUACAGCACACUUCAGAGCAAAAUAUAUCUUAUAUCAUAGUGUUUUAAAUAUAAAUUAUGCACAGCGACACAAAUGAUCUGGUGGUGACAACAGGUACAGCCACGACAAUUUCUGCACACCUGUUCUGUUACCUGAUCAUGAGGUGCAAACACAGGACUUAUCCAGUGAAGAUAUGCUUGGUUGUUUGAUUCAGCUUCGUCACACAAGCUCCACCUGGAGAGCUACACAAUACUCCUCAGCUCCAUUAAAAACUGACCUCAAAGAGACCCUUUGGCGAUCAGUCUUGUUCCAACAAAAAAUGGAGCUUUUUUCCCUAUAAUUUACAAAAGUUCUGUACAAGUGAUAUCAUUCAAAUAGAACUUCUUCUCUGACCAUUUAGCAGCUGGGUCAGUGUGUGACCCAAGUGAUUAACAAUUGCUAUAAUAACAAUAAUGAUAAUGAUAAUAAAUGAUUGCAGUAUAAUACAAAAAUUCUGUACAAAUGUUAUUUUCAACGUAACAUAAUACUGCUCAUGCAACACAUGAGGUGAUGAGCAACUGCAUUAUUUUGUUUGAAGAUUUUUAAGUCAGUUUUAUGUGUCCUGGAAAAAAUACAAUGGAAUCAGCAUAAACAGUUGCAACACAAGGCAACUGAAACAGAAGAGCUUUCUCACUGUCUCUCUAAAAUUCUACGUACCGUACAAAGGUCAAAAUAUAUGAUAUGCGCCAUGGCUCACAUACAGUGAAGAUGGCUGAAUGGAAAAUCAUUCAAUAAUUUUCUCCUGUAUUUGUCAUAAUAAUAAUAUUAAUAUUACCUUAUUCUAAAAACUUUUCAAACAAACUUGUUUAUUGUCCUUGCCAGCAGUGCUGUUGCUUAAACUGCUGUA
Molecule: messenger RNA, 3806 nt
Organism: Lingula anatina
Lineage: Eukaryota; Metazoa; Brachiopoda; Lingulata; Lingulida; Lingulidae
Product: Na(+)/citrate cotransporter
Biological process (GO): transmembrane transport
Cellular component (GO): plasma membrane
Molecular function (GO): transmembrane transporter activity
Source: RefSeq, a predicted model, not a curated record